AUGCAGUCAAUCUCAUCACCUCCGCUGCCCAAAUGCCCUUACGCUCUCCCCAACCCUUCUCCUCCUCUCUUCUUCCACCACCCCACCAAAAACCCUACCUGUCUCUCCUUUCUCCCCCUUAAACCCCUCACCCACUUCACCUCCCACUGCUCCCUCUCCCUCUCCCUCUCCCACACCAAACCCACCCCCAACUCCCACUCCCAAUCCGAUUCCGACCCUUAUAACCUCCACACUCUCCUCCUCCAAUAUAGCCCCUCCUCCGAAGACCCCACCACCAGCAGCAGCAGCAGUAGGAACAACCAAGCAGGCCCAGAAAGCCCAUUUGAAGACCAAACCGAGAAAGUUGGAAACAUGUGGUUGGCAGACUUGAAAGCAGCAUUGGGGCAGAGACUCAACUUCGGGGCGAUAGUGCUUUCGGCUAGGGUGUUUGUCAGAGACCAGCACUUGGCUCUGCCGCAUGUUUCGGUGCCCGACAUAAGACACAUUGAUUGGGUUGAGCUUCACAGAAGGGGCUUCAAGGGAGUUGUGUUUGAUAAAGACAACACUCUCACUGUUCCUUACUCUUUGACGCUUUGGGGUCCUCUCGGGUCUUCACUCGAGCAGUGUAAAUCGGUUUUCGGGCCCGAUAUUGCCGUCUUCAGUAACUCCGCUGGGUUGUAUGAAUAUGAUCAUGAUGGUUCGAAAGCUAGGGAGCUUGAAAGUGCGAUUGGAAUUAAAGUCAUAAGGCAUAGAGUGAAGAAACCAGCUGGGACAGCUGAAGAGAUCGAGAAGCAUUUCGGUUGUAAGUCGUCACAUCUUAUUAUGGUGGGUGAUCGACCCUUGACUGAUAUCGUCUAUGGGAAUCAAAAUGGCUUUCUAACUAUCUUAACUGGGCCUUUGAGUCUUGCGGAGGAGCCAUUCAUUGUUAGGCAGGUGAGGAAACUAGAAACUGCGCUUGUGAGUACUUGGUCUAGGACAGGACUAAAACCUAUGAGUCAUAGGUUGUUGCCUGAUGGCAUGCAGUGUGUGAAACAUCCACCAACCCUGUAAGAACUAUUGUUAAUUUAUUCAGAAUCAAGAUCUCUUCAAGGUGCCAUUG
Molecule: messenger RNA, 1078 nt
Organism: Argentina anserina (silverweed cinquefoil)
Lineage: Eukaryota; Viridiplantae; Streptophyta; Magnoliopsida; Rosales; Rosaceae
Product: phosphatidylglycerophosphate phosphatase 1, chloroplastic/mitochondrial
Exons: 5
Coding region: 1-1029 (342 amino acids)
Molecular function (GO): phosphatidylglycerophosphatase activity
Source: RefSeq, a predicted model, not a curated record